Messenger RNA from Rotaria sp. Silwood2, 2457 nucleotides. The record is from the annotation of a GenBank genome assembly. NCBI's taxonomy places the organism in Eukaryota, Metazoa, Rotifera, Eurotatoria, Philodinida, Philodinidae.
AUGAAAACGAUUGAUAAAAUGAACAGUUUUCGCUUUGGACUAACAACUGUCCUAAGUGUUGUUACUAUCCUAGCUACUAUUAUCAAUUGUGGUUAUUCGAUCAGUACUCCAAAUAAAGAAGAUUUCUUUACUAUUAAUAUUACUAUGAACAAUUAUGAGACCAAACAGGAAGAUGAAUAUGGAUAUCUUCAAUAUAAAUUACCAGAUGAAGAAUUAUUAAUUGUUGGAUAUUUACCGUUGAUCAAUAUGAAUUCAGUUCAUCAUAUACUUUCAUUUGCCUGUGUACAACCAAGCUCUGAUAAACCAUACUGGACUGGAGGUAACGCAUGCAACGGUCAGCAAAUGAUUAUCCAUGACUGGGCUCGAAAUGCACCCCUAUUAACACUACCCGAAGAUGUCGGUAUUGCUGUUGGGAGUAAUACUCCAUACAAAUAUAUUGUUGUUAGUAUUCAUUAUCUCCCAAUUUUGAAAAAUGAUAAUUCUGGAAUUCAAUUAAUUAUGACUCGAAAAUCACGUAAAUAUCAUGCAGGUAUCGUGCUAGGUGGUACGAGUGAUAUCUAUCUGAAACCAAAAACACAUACUAUUCGAACUCCUUUUUCAUGUCAAUACAGCGGACCACCUAUUUCUAUCUUUGCUGUUCAUGUUCAUACCCAUCAAUGGGGACGAGUUAAUUCGUUGUAUCGAGUACGUGAUGGAGAAAUUUCACAAAUUGUCAAAAGUAAUCCGCAAUGGUCUCAAGCAUUCUAUCCACUUCCAUCAGCUGUUGAAAUUCGAAAUAAUGAUUAUAUGGUUGGUCAAUGUGUCUAUGAUAAUGAUGAUGAUCGAGUUAUUAAAGUCGGACGAACACAUAACGAUGAAAUGUGUAACGUAUAUGCGAUGUAUUCAUAUGAACCACCAAAAACAUCAAGUGGUGAAAGUAAGCGUGACUCACCUCCAAUUCGAAUAUGUUGGGGUAAUGGAGCCAGAAAAAUGGCAAGUCUCAUUCCUCCAGAGAGUGACAUUCCUCUGCUUAAACCAGCUAAUAUUGAUGGAAUACGCAAUGAUCGUCAGGCUCAUACUGAACAUACAAUGAAUUCAUUCAAGACUAAUUUAUAUAAAAAUGUCCAAGAUUGGCCUGAUAUUAAGUCAUUGCCAAUUCAAUUUGGUGAAAUAGGUGGCAUUGCAUUAAAUAAUGCAAAUAAUGAACUUAUUGUAUUUCAUCGUGGAUCUCGAAAAUGGGAGUCGGAACAUUUUAAUCAAUAUCGUUUUCGUCAUGAAGAUUAUGGUCCAAUUGAAGAUGAUGUUCUUAUUCAUAUUGAUACACAUACAGGAGAAACAAAAUUUCGAUGGGGUGCUAACAAAUUUUUUAUGCCACAUGGAUUAACAAUAGAUCACGAAGGAAAUUAUUGGUUAACUGAUAUUACUAUGCAUCAAGUUUUUAUGUUUAAACCAAAUGAUUUAAAUCAACCAGCAUUGGUUAUUGGAGAAAUGUUUCAAUCUGGUUCGGGACAAAAUAAAUUUUGUCGACCAGCUGAUGUUGCUGUUAUGAUAAAUGGAGAUUUCUUUGUCGCCGAUGGUCGUAUUAUUAAGUUUAAUCGGAAGGGAGAAUAUAUCACGGAAUGGGGUUCAUCAAUGACAGGAAAGCUUGAUAGUGAUGGUUUUCCAUUACCUAAUGAAUGGAAUAUUGUUCAUUCAAUAGCAUUGAAUGAAGAUGCACAAUUAUUGUGUGGUGCUGAUCGGGAAAAUUUUCGUAUCCAAUGUUUUAAUUCAAAUACAGGAGAAUUUCAACGACAAAUACGUAUUGAGAACAAAGAAACGAUUGGUGCAAUUUAUGCUAUUGAAUUUGCACGAAAUACGAAUGGAACAAUUUUAUUUGUUGUUACCGGUGGAACACAAACAUCGAACAAAAAAGUUUAUAUGAUUGAUGCACAAAAUGGAGAGAUAUUAACAUCAUUUGAUUCAAAUCCACAUCUAAUUACUCCUCAUGAUAUUACUGUGUCAACAAAUGCUCGUGAAAUUUAUGUUGGUGAAUUAGCAUCAUCACCUAGUAAUGUUUUACAUAAAUUUGAAUUAUCUAAGCAAAGAGAUGAUUCGAAGGAAACAUUCAAUAAACGAAUCAAUGUCAGUGAUGAAAACUUCCGUACUUCCUUAAUUAUAAUGGCUGUCUUUACCAUUCCUGUUCUUGCUUCUGUGAUUAUCGGAUGUAAAUUUGAUCGCUUGAAUAUAUUCCUCAAUGUUGCUAACAACGGUGAUACUGACAGUAGCUCAGAUCUUGGUGGUUGGAUAUAUCGACGAAAAGGUUUUAUGAAACUAGAACAACAUUCUGAUGGAGAAAAUGAACCAUUAGAUAAUCAUGUUGCAGAUGAUUCAAAUAAUAAUUCUGAUGAUGAAACCAUAACUAUUACAACAAAACAACAAGCAACAACAUUUAAUAAUAAAAAAGAUAGUAUUACAUCUGAAACAGACGACGACCUUUAA